Molecule: messenger RNA, 570 nt
Organism: Cladophialophora bantiana CBS 173.52
Lineage: Eukaryota; Fungi; Ascomycota; Eurotiomycetes; Chaetothyriales; Herpotrichiellaceae
Product: small COPII coat GTPase sar1
Exons: 5
Coding region: 1-570 (189 amino acids)
Biological process (GO): membrane organization; endoplasmic reticulum to Golgi vesicle-mediated transport; vesicle organization
Cellular component (GO): endoplasmic reticulum exit site; COPII vesicle coat
Molecular function (GO): GTPase activity; GTP binding
Source: RefSeq, a predicted model, not a curated record
AUGUGGAUCAUCAACUGGUUCUACGAUAUCCUCGCCUCGCUAGGUCUUCUCAACAAGCAUGCCAAACUCCUCUUCCUCGGUCUGGACAAUGCAGGGAAGACAACGUUACUACACAUGUUGAAGAAUGACCGUGUCGCAAUCCUUCAGCCUACAUUACAUCCCACGUCCGAAGAGCUCGCCAUUGGCAACAAUAGAUUCACAACCUUUGAUCUAGGUGGUCACCAACAAGCGCGCCGUCUCUGGCGCGACUACUUCCCCGAAGUGUCGGGCAUUGUCUUCCUCGUCGACGCAAAGGACCACGAACGUCUGCCCGAAGCCAAAGCAGAACUGGACGCUCUCUUGGCAAUGGAAGACCUCGCAAAGACGCCGUUUUUGAUCUUGGGAAACAAGAUCGAUCACCCAGAUGCCGUGUCGGAGGAUGAAUUGAGACAUCAGUUGGGUCUGUACCAGACUACGGGGAAGGGCAAGGUGCCCCUCGAGGGGAUCAGACCGAUCGAGGUGUUUAUGUGCAGUGUUGUCAUGAGGCAGGGCUACGGAGAGGGUAUCAGAUGGCUGGCGCAAUACGUUUGA